Cyprinus carpio (common carp) is the source of this 1603-nucleotide messenger RNA. RefSeq names its product alpha-N-acetylgalactosaminide alpha-2,6-sialyltransferase 3. NCBI's taxonomy places the organism in Eukaryota, Metazoa, Chordata, Actinopteri, Cypriniformes, Cyprinidae. Gene Ontology annotation, biological process: ganglioside biosynthetic process; oligosaccharide metabolic process. Gene Ontology annotation, molecular function: alpha-N-acetylgalactosaminide alpha-2,6-sialyltransferase activity. The record is from RefSeq and is a predicted model, not a curated record.
ACGUAAACCCGAGCUUUGUAGAUCACGGAAUAGAGCAUGAAUAACGGUACUCCACAAUAUGUACUGAUAUGUUUCAUUAUUUCCACACCAACGUCGGGAAUCCAUUACUUAUAUAAAUAAAUCAUUAAACAGCCAAUACUGGCCUUUUCGUCUAUAGACUGAGACGAUCGCUUCAGCACUGCGAGCUGUUUAUUCAGUCUUAAGAUGGCCUGGAUCUGGAAGAAGAAGUCAGUGAUAGUGACCAGUUUGAUUGUGGUGGUAUCUCUGUUUUUGCUGGUGAUUAAUUUCUCAGAGAAACCCUACUUCCUGCUGCAGCCUGUAUUUGGCCAGUGCUUCAGUCGAAUCUGUAUGUUCUCUCACCCGCCACACAAAGGCUUCAAACCCCACCCCGGCUACCUCAGCGUCCCUGACCAGGAGCCAUUGAAGCUGCAUUGUGAGGUUUGCAGUAUAGUGUCCAGCUCUGGCCAGAUGCUGGGCCGUGAGGCAGGAGCUGAGAUCGACCAGUCCUCCUGCAUAUGGAGAAUGAACAGUGCACCCACCCGCGGCUUUGAGAGGGACGUGGGCCACAGAACAGAUCUGAGAGUGGUGUCUCACACUAGUGUUCCUCUGCUUAUCCAAAAACCCCAGCACUUCUUUGGCCAGGGGAAUGAGACCAUCUAUGUGGUGUGGGGACCCUUGCGCAACAUGAGGCAGGAUGGCAAGGGCAUUGUGUACAACAUGCUCCGGCAAGCAGUGGAAAACUACCCACAUGUGCGCAUCUACGUUACCACAGAAGACCGCAUGAAUUACUGCGACACUGUUUUCAAGAAGGAGACGGGCAAAGACAGGAUUCAGUCGGGGUCGUAUCUCAGCACCGGUUGGUUCACACUCAUUCUGGCCAUGGACAUGUGCAAGGAGAUCCGUGUCUACGGCAUGAUCAAUGACACAUACUGCAAAUCAGAAGGCUACAGGAAGGUGCCGUACCACUAUUAUGAAGCAGGAAGUCGUGACGAAUGUGCCGAAUACCUCUUGCAUGAGAGCGCCCCUUACGGCGGACACCGAUUCAUCACAGAGAAGGCUGUUUUUGCAAAGUGGGCUAAGACGCACCCCAUCAAGUUUUUCAGUCCGGAGUGGCAGCUGUUAUGACCAAGACUCCCUUUCUUUCAGAAUAUCCCCUGAUACUACAGCUCUGUUGGCUCGUUCCUCCUGCAUUGUAAAGUAAUGCUCACAAAAUGUGCCACGCAAUGGCUAACAAAUCAUUCCAAUUGCGAUUUCAAAUAGCAGUUGUCUGAGUGAAGUAAGUCCCAUCGUGACCAUGAGGAGAGGUUUCUAAGGAGCCUUGUGUUGAUCCUGGUGUGAUCAAAAAGUGUAUUUUGCAUGUUCUCAUUUCAUACUCAUUUUCAGAGCACACAUAUUGCAGAAAAAAUCUACAAAGAACGCUACAUCCUUGCUUUAGCUUUCAUCACCUCAAAUGGGCUCAAUUUAGGGCUGGCCAAUAUACCAAAUUAUUUAUAUAGUUAUAGGUAACCCCCCUUAAAAAUAAUCACUUUUUGUUGCUUUGCAGCCUGAAAUGAAGACGGACACAGUUUUUGUUUUAUCCAGCUGUAUUUACUCAGUGCAACUA